AUGGAGGAGAAUUACGAGUUGCAAGUGCCGCUUACGCCGCGGGGCAGGCUGCUGUGUUAUCAGCAGUGCAGCGUGGCCCUGGGGGCGGUGGGGUCCCUCCACUCCCUCCUGAAAGGAGCAGAAAUGCAGAACGCGCUGAAGGAGGAGAACAUGCUGAAAACCGGAUCCAAGACAAACAAAAGUCUAGCAUCAAGGGGAUUUGGUGUUAAUUCAGUAGUGUUGCGGUUGGUUGCUGACAGCCUUUUUCUCCUCUCCUCAGAGCACUGCCUGUUGCCCAAGGUGGUUGGGAGAUGCCGGGCUUCCAUACCACGGUGGUGGUUUAAUGCCACCAGCAGCUUGUGUCAAAGCUUCAUCUUUGGUGGCUGCAAUGCCAACCUCAACAACUUCAUGACGGAGCAGGAGUGCCAGGCGAGCUGCGUCCGGAACGGGGGAGAGAAAGACUCCAAUGAGAUCCCGCUGCCCAGCAGAAAAGUGGAGGGCCAGAACGCGGACGCUGUGAACAGGCCUGGACAUCGGGCUGAGCAGGCCAAUGACUCCUUCAGCUAUGAAGAGUUCUGCAUGGUCCCCCAGGUGACUGGCCCAUGCCGUGCCUCAUUCUUCCGAUGGUACUACAGCCCAGCCAACCGCACCUGCAAGCAGUUCAUCUAUGGGGGCUGCCGGGGCAACAAGAACAACUACCAGAAGGAAGAGCAGUGCAUGCGUCGCUGCAGCCGGGAGCCAGGAAACACUGGUAGCACUGGUCCAGAUUUCCAUUCUUACCUCUUCUCCACCAAAACCAUGGCUCUUGCGGUGCUGCUGGCCAUCCUGGCAGCCAUCCUGCUGGGCUACAUGAUUGACGUCUCUGUCAAGAUGUGCAGGAAGAACCCGGAGCUGACAGCAGGCACAGGCUGGAGCCCCCUGGACGACAAGGAAUACCUGAUGAGCAACGCUUACACGCUCUGAAGGCUGCUUGCUCCACAGCCCCCUACGUCUCGGGCCCCAAGCUCGUGCUGAGCUGGGCCUGGGCAUGUACAUAAUAGAGAAUGGCCCCUGUGUCUGUCUCCAGAGAGGGUGAAUUCAACCCUCGCACACUGGGCUGCUAGCUGUAAACUUCUCGGGCUGGGUAGAGCUGUUUCUGAGGUGCAUUUCAGGCACCUCGGCUCUGACUUCAUUCUUUUUCUUAUUUUUUUGAGGGGGCAUUUUUUUAAUUAUUUUGUAACUAAAUGAUUGUUGUAAAUCAAUAGUGAAAGUCAUGGGCAUCUCAGAUGGUGCCAGCAACCCCCUCCUGCCCCAGUGCUCCAUGCUCUGCCUCAGCCCCUGCACACAAGUGCCUGCUCGAGGGGUCCCCUGCUGUGUCCCCUGCACCCACUGUGCAGUGCAAAGAAGUGGGUCCUGCUCCAGUCUAGCUUCCCCACUGCGUGGGUUUGCUCGCUGCCUGGAGCUUGUCAGUACCUGAAAGUGGCUGAGGUCCUGCAGCUCCCAGGCCCUGUGUGUGCAGAGGACCCCAUUGCCUGGGCUGGUAGCAUCAUGGUGUCUGAUAGAGGCAUGCCUACAGAUAGAAACGCCGGCACAGCUCUGCACGGCAACCAGCUGGACCUAGUUUCUCCUCUCCCAAGGUGGCUCCUUCCCAGUUCACAGCUUGCGCUGGUGGGGCCGUAUCCUCGUGGCUUUACGCAUGUUCAGACCCAUCUCUGAGCGCUGUGUAGGGCUGCAGCUGGCCUUGCAGGUGCCUCGGACAGCCAGGCUGCAGCGCUCUCCAGCCUGGGGUGGCUAUGUGAAUAGCUGCAGCAUCCUCACAGAGCCUGCUCGGCUCGUUAGGUCCGUGGGGCCUCGCGCCUUGCUGUCCACUGCAGGGCCCCAGCUCCAGGGAAAGGCUGUAACUUGCCCUCCUCUCCCAUCUGUCAGGUUUCCUCGAGCUUCUUGGAGCUGGGCAUGAGCCCUCUGCAGCCCACCAGCUGGUUCAGUGGGGUGGACAUGGGGACCCCCAUUUGGCUCAGCCCUGGGGCUGCCCCUUUCCGAUGUGCCUUAACACUGGUCCUACUGCUGUGUGCUGCCGUGGGGGGCCUUGUGCUGGCCCCACUCUCCCAGUGUGACAGCCCAGGCUGAGCCCAAGCCCCUGGGUCCUGCAGCAGCCCCUCCUUUGCUUUCUCUUGGGGUGCUUCAUCUGGGGUAUUUGUGACCAUUGUUGAUGUGUCUGAUCUGUCGGGUCUAGUUUUUAAUUUUUUUUUUUUUUUUACACAUUAGAGGAAUUUCUCUGAAUAAAGGGAGAUGUGAACCACA
Molecule: messenger RNA, 2259 nt
Organism: Struthio camelus australis
Lineage: Eukaryota; Metazoa; Chordata; Aves; Struthioniformes; Struthionidae
Source: RefSeq, a predicted model, not a curated record